GCAGCCGGAGAAGAGUUCCGGCCUGCGGUGGUGAUCCAGCUCUUCCCCCAAACACUUUCCUGGGUCCUCACCCAGUUAUGUCACCCCACACCCUAUUUAUUCCUCUGGUCAUUCAUUCUGGCUUUCUCUCUUUCUUCCUCUCUCCAGUCCUCCGAGAUGAUUUCCGGCAGUCUCCUGGGAAUGCGGUGGUGGCAGUGGGGGAGCCAGCCGUAAUGGAAUGCGUGCCCCCCCGUGGCCACCCAGAGCCUUCGGUGUCCUGGAAGAAGGAUGGUGUUAGACUCAAGGAGGAGGAGGGGAGGAUCACGAUCCGUGGAGGGAAGCUGAUGAUGUCACAUACUUUCAAGAGCGAUGCAGGGAUGUAUGUGUGCGUGGCCUCCAACAUGGCAGGAGAACGGGAGAGUGGGGCAGCCAAACUUGUGGUCCUGGAGCGUCCCUCCUUCCUGCGUAGACCAGUCAAUCAGGUGGUCCUGGCUGGUGCCCCCGUGGACUUCCCGUGUGAGGUGCAAGGGGAUCCCCCUCCUCGUCUGCGCUGGCGCAAGGAGGAUGGGGAACUGCCCACAGGCAGGUACGAGAUCCAGAGCGACCAUAGCCUUCGGAUCGGGCAUGUGAGCGCUGAAGACGAGGGGACAUACACUUGUGUGGCGGAGAACAGUGUGGGCCGCGCUGAAGCAUCCGGCUCCCUCAUCGUUCACGUCCCACCCCAGCUGGUGACCCAACCCCAGGACCAGAUGGUGGCUCCUGGAGACAGCGUGGCUUUCCGGUGCGAGACCAAAGGAAACCCGCCGCCUGCCAUCUUCUGGCAGAAGGAGGGAAGUCAAGUAGGUGGCCAGCUCCCAGGGCCUGUCCGCAGCUCCUCUGGGUCUCAGCCUCCCUCCUCUCACAUUCUGCAAACUUCUCUCUGGGCUUCGGUCUUACCCUUCCUCCCAGAAACCCCUUCCCUGGAAGGACUGCCUCCCAUCAUCCUCCAGGGACCAGCCAACCAGACGCUGGCACUGGGCUCCUCCGUGUGGCUGCCAUGCAGAGUGAGUGGGAAUCCCCAGCCUAGUGUCCAGUGGAAGAAGGAUGGGCAGUGGCUGCAAGGGGAUGAAGUCCAACUCAGUGUAAUGGCCAAUGGUACCCUGUACAUCGCCAGCGUGCAGGAGGGGCACAUGGGAUUCUAUAGCUGUGUGGCCAAGAGCUCCACGGGGGAGGCCGCCUGGAGUGGCUGGCUUAGGAGGCGGGAAGACUGGGGAGCAACACCAGACCCCCCUACAGAACCCAGUACACCUCCGGGACCUCCCUCGCAGCCUGUGGUCACUGAAAUCACCAAGAACAGCAUUACUCUGACCUGGAAGCCCAACCCACAAGCUGGGGCCACAGUCACCUCGUAUGUGAUAGAGGCCUUCAGCCAAGCCGCUGGUAACACGUGGCGGACCGUGGCGGAUGGCGUGCAGCUGGAGACACACACGGUCAGCGGUCUGCAGCCCAGUACCAUCUACCUCUUCCUGGUGCGGGCUGUGGGAGCCUGGGGCCUCAGUGAGCCCAGCCCCGUCUCUGAGCCUGUCCGCACCCAGGACAGCAGCCCAUCCAGGCCAGUGGAGGACCCAUGGAGAGGCCAGCAGGGACUGGCAGAAGUGGCUGUGCGUCUGGAGGAGCCCGUGGUCCUUGGGCCCCGGACUCUGCAGGUGUCCUGGACCGUAGACGGCCCAGUCCAGCUGGUGCAAGGUUUCCGGGUGUCUUGGAGGGUAGCAGGUCCUGAUGGGGGAAGCUGGUCGGUGCUGGACCUACCAUCCCCAAGCCAGCAAAGUACUGUGCUAAGGGGACUCCCCCCAGGGACCCAAGUUCAGAUCAAGGUGCAAGCUCAAGGCCAGGAGGAGCUGGGGGUUGAAAGCCCCUUGGUGACCAGGAGCAUUCCUGAGGAGGCCCCCAGUGGUCCCCCCCAGGGAGUGGCCGUGGCCUUGGGGGGUGAAGGCAACAGCAGUAUCACUGUGUCCUGGGAACCUCCGCUCUCCUCGCAGCAAAAUGGGGUCAUCGAGGAAUACCAGAUCUGGUGCCUGGGCAACGAGAGCCGCUUUCAUCUCAACCGGUCCGCGGCGGGCUGGGCGCGCUCGGCGGUGCUGCGGGGACUGCUGCCCGGUCUCCUCUACCGGACCCAGGUCGCUGCGGCCACCAGCGCGGGCGUGGGCGUGGCCAGCGCCCCGGUGUCGGUGCAGCUUCCGUCCCCGCCGGAGCUGGAACCUGGGCUCGAGGCGGGCCCGGGGCUGGGGGAGCGGCUGGCGAGGGUGCUGCGGGAGCCCGCCUUCCUCGCGGGCAGCGGCGCCGCCUGCGGGGCGCUGCUCCUCGGGCUUUGCGCCGCCCUCUACCGGCGCCGAAGGCAGCGCAAGGAGCUCAGCCACUACACGGCCUCUUUUGCCUACACACCUGCAGUGUCGUUCCCACACUCAGAGGGCCUGUCGGCGGCCAGUUCCAGGCCACCAAUGGGCCUUGGCCCUGCUCCCUACCCGUGGCUGGCAGACUCGUGGCCUCACUCAUCUCGGAGCCCCUCAGCCCAGGACCCCAGGGGAAGCUGCUGCCCGAGCAACCCUGACCCGGAUGACAGAUACUACAAUGAAGCAGGGAUCUCCCUUUACCUGGCUCAGACGGCCCGGGGCACAGCCGCCUCUGCUGAGGGUCCUGUCUACAGCAGCAUCGACCCCGCCGGAGAGGAGCUGCAGACCUUCCACGGGGGGUUCCCCCCACAUCCCUCAGGGGAUCCAGGCACCUGGAGCCCGUAUGCUCCCCCAGAAUGGAGCCAGGGGGACAGUGGAGCCAGGGGAGGCAAAGUGAAGCUUCUGGGAAAGCCUGUACAGAUGCCCUCUCUCAACUGGCCAGAAGCCCUGCCUCCCCCGCCCCCCUCCUGUGAACUGAGCUGCCUAGAGGGGCCUGAGGAGGAGCUGCAGGGCAGCUCAGACCCAGAGGAGUGGUGCCCACCGAUGCCUGAGAGGAGCCAUGCGGCAGAGCCCAGCUCCGGUGGGGGGUGCUUGGUCCCUGUGUCCCGAGGAGAAACCCCCUCUCCCACACCUUCCUAUGGGCAGCAGUCCACAGCCACUCUCACCCCUUCACCUCCUGACCCUCCCCAGCCCCCUACUGACCUUCCCCAUCUCCACCAGAUGCCCAGGAGGGUGCCCCUCGGGCCAAGCUCCCCUCUCAGUGUCUCCCAGCCCACCCUGAGUAGCCACGAAGGGAGGCCCGCCGGCCUGGGUGCUGUUCCCUCCGGCCCCCAUCACAGCCCCAGCCCCAUCCCUGCUACAGCUGGCAGUGCCCCCGGGAGAGCCCGGCCAGUGCCUGGAGAGCUGACUCCUCCGUUGCACGGGCCCCGCGCCCGAAUCCGGAAGAAACCCAAGGCUCUUCCCUACAGGCGGGAGCACAGCCCUGGAGACCUGCCUCCGCCACCCCUGCCGCCACCAGAGGAAGAGGCAAGCUGGGCCUUGGGGCUGAGGGCAGCAGGCAGCAUGUCCUCCUUGGAAAGGGAGCGGGAGCACAGUGGGGAGAGGAGACUGGUGCAGGCCGCACCCCUGGGGGGCCAGCGGCGCCCCCACCCAGAUGAAGAAGCCUGGCUCCCCUACAGUCGACCGAGCUUCCUGUCCCGGGGCCAGGGCACAAGCACCUGUUCCACAGCGGGCAGCAACUCCUCCAGAGGCUCCGGCAGCUCUCGGGGAUCCCGGGGCCCUGGCCGGAGCCGGAGCCGGAGUCAGAGCCAAAGGCCCGGACAAAAGCGUGGAGAGGAACCAAGAUGACCUUUGACGAUAAGCCAGAAGUUCCACCGGGAAGGGCUUGUCCCUGGGCCAGGAAUCUGCACGUGAGCCCCUCCCCCUGGUGAAUGAGGGCUGAGCAGAGAGGAGCGAGGAGGGGGUCUCCUCCUUCUUGCCAUGAUGCCUGGGGCUCCCUGAGGAAUUGGCUUAGAAGCCAGAGAGCCAGAUCUUUCCUUGCCAUCUGAGACCCUUCAU
Messenger RNA from Odocoileus virginianus texanus, 3965 nucleotides. The record is from RefSeq and is a predicted model, not a curated record. Lineage: Eukaryota; Metazoa; Chordata; Mammalia; Artiodactyla; Cervidae.